AUGGCUGAAGAAACUAGGUGGUGUCGAAUCUGUAGGAAAGAGAAGCCGAACGAUGCGUUUCGGGCGCCUGAAGGUGCAGGGAAGGACUUUUACAAAAUGUGUGAGCCUUGCCGCACAAAGUACCGAAAUGUGCGUAUACCACUUGUCCAGAUGGGCAAAAGAAGAUCGCGAGUUAAAAGGGCGCACGCAAACAGGGGACGAGCUUGGCCGUAUUAUCUUUCCGAGCCAGCACCCCAAACUAGCAUCGACCUCACCAACUCAGAGACGCGAGUUACCUCGGAAGCCACCAGUGCCGCACAAACUACCCCCAUGCCUGAGCAACCGAACUGUAUGCACGCAGAUUCUGGCCACCACAGUCGAGUCACAGUUGCACCGCCCGUUGUCGAAAGUUCUGCGCAAAGCACAACAACUACCACUGUCAUCACCAUCUCAACCACCACUGUCUCUAAGAAUGUGACGGAGACCUUAAACAGACCAGCGGAAGACGCAAAGUCUGCACAAGAUGGCAUCCAGCAGGUCAAAGAUGAAGACCUAGAGUCACUUUCGAGUGGACCCGAAUCCGAGCAGCAAAGCGAAAUCGGCGCAGGCACGAACCAGCUCCCUGAAUUCUUUGGCUGUCUGCAUUGUGAGAAGCUGCGCCCAUGGCCCAUGGCAGGACUUCACAUCUGUUUGUUGUGCAUUCGGGACUGGAAGUGGUGUGCGAAGGGCGCCCACAAUCAAGCCAAGGCAAGCUUCAUCUGGGAUGGUGAGGAGCAUAAUGAGUGCUAUAUGUGUCAUUUUGCAGGCAUCUAA
Penicillium hordei is the source of this 792-nucleotide messenger RNA. RefSeq lists its product as uncharacterized. The record is from RefSeq and is a predicted model, not a curated record. The transcript has 2 exons. The coding region runs from base 1 to 792 and encodes 263 amino acids. Lineage: Eukaryota; Fungi; Ascomycota; Eurotiomycetes; Eurotiales; Aspergillaceae.